AUGUCCAAGGGAAAAACAAAAGAUAGUCCAACUCAAGCCAUCAUGGAGCACACGUUGUGUGCCAGCCAUUACCGCCCAACCACAACCGGCACAUCUCAAAAUUUGUUCUCUCUGUUUUUCUUUUGGUGGCGAAUUAGCGAGCUCCUGGGAGGCUUGGUCCUCUUCGUGGCCCGAGUUAACUUGAUCCUUACAGCCUGGACAACUCAACCGGCUCAUCAAGGGCUUGAGGGGAUUAGCGUCGAUAUGCUGCUAUCACUGGAGGAUAGAUCUCCGUUCGCGACGCCACCGCGCCUGGUUGGUGAGGAGUAA
Messenger RNA from Histoplasma capsulatum G186AR, 309 nucleotides. RefSeq lists its product as uncharacterized. The record is from RefSeq and is a predicted model, not a curated record. NCBI's taxonomy places the organism in Eukaryota, Fungi, Ascomycota, Eurotiomycetes, Onygenales, Ajellomycetaceae. The transcript is spliced from 4 exons. Bases 1 to 309 code for a protein of 102 amino acids.